Molecule: messenger RNA, 1352 nt
Organism: Oppiella nova
Lineage: Eukaryota; Metazoa; Arthropoda; Arachnida; Sarcoptiformes; Oppiidae
Source: the annotation of a GenBank genome assembly
UAAAUAUGGGAUCAAUUGGCGGUGACUUAAGUGGUCUAACGCGGGAUCAGUUGUGUCGACUGGUAUGGGAUGUGAGGCGUGAAAAUAGUCGCCUGAAAACCGAUUUAUUAAGACAUGAGUUGUUGUCUAAUAAAUACCACAAAUACUGCAAUCAUUUACUCAAUGGUCGCCCAAUUGGUGCCGAUGUCGUGGAUAAUGAGAUCCAACGAGACAUCAAUGCCUUAAGAGGUGCCAAGGAUUGUGUCGUUAAGAUCAAGAGCCUAUCAAACGUGAUCAAAGAGAGCGAAGAUAAUGAAAACGAUGGACACGUGUCGGAAGCUGAAGAAGUGCUUAAAUCACGUGAUAAACAAGUCCUCGAUAGUCAUAAUACGAGUGAUGAUAUCGUUGUUGUGAUGAAUAACACGAAUGAGAGUCUUCUGAUAGAGACGUUGUGGAGGAAUACGUCUGAAACUAAUGGACACAACAGUCGAUCUAAUGAUAGUCCAAGAGAUAUCCAUUCAAAGACUAAUUCAGACAUUAAUAGCAAAACAAAGUCCAGUAAAGGGAAACACAAAACGAGUGGAAGUGAUAGCAAAGCCUGUGUUGAUAAUGAGGACACGGAUUGCAUUCAUGUGUCGAAGUAUUUUAAAAACACGUCCGGAGAGGCCAUGGAUUCAAUGAAACGGCAUAUAAGCGAAGCCAUCGAAAGUGUUGUCAAUAAUAGCACUUCAUUUGACGAAGAAGUCGAUGAAAAUCAGGCCUCAGUGUCAGGUCAGGCAUACAAUCGUCGCUCGAACUACCGGUGCGAUCGCGAGGGCUGUUACUUCGAGGCGUUCCUAAACUCGCGGCUAAAGCUCCACAAAAUGACCGCUCAUUCCGGGGAACAGGAGAUCCAACACGAGUUCCAGUGUUCUAUCGAUGACUGCAAUAAAGUGUUUAAAACUGAUCUCAACUUAAGACAGCAUCAGUUGGGCGCACAUCCCAUGUCUUUCCCGGACGUGCCGUGGAUUCACUGCCCGCACAACGACUGCUUAUUUAUAACCAAAUCGAGGGCUUAUAACAGUAAUCACAAGAAAGCACACAAAGAUCCCAACUAUAAGUAUAAACACAAACAACAAAAGUCUUACGAAACCUAUGAAAGGGGUAAUGAGUUGGCUGUGAACCCCUUAUUGGAAAUACAGGGUCAGACAGAUCUAGUACUGCCGUCGGUGGCAGAUAUGGUAGACCUCCGGUGCGGGUGGUUUGGCUGUGAGCACCAGUUUAGUAGCGAUGAGGACUUGCAGACACAUAUGACUACACAUAAGGGUCAUGUCCCAUCACCGGAAAUACACCUUUGGGGGGAACAACUGCUUGAUUUGUCGGAAUUAAUGUGA